AUGGAAGUAGUUACACUCGAAUCAGAUGAAGAAGAAAAGAAAGAACAGAAAUCUUCUUGGUCUGAUAUUUUCUCGAGGAAAACAGAAGUGCAAGCACAGAAGAAAGUUACGAAAAAAGAACCGCCUGUAAAAAAAGAAGUUUCACUUGAAUCAACUAGUUCUUCUUCUUCAUCAUUUUCAGAAAAUGAAGUUGCAAUUGGAACAGGGAAAGCGCUUGUAAAGUCAUCAGAAAUUAUCGAAAGACGAGAUAAAGUUUUCGUUGAAGUAUUCCAUCACAAAAAAUAUAAAAGUAAACUGCAAAUGCGUGCCAUCAAUUGUAUUCUAAAAAGGCAAUGCGAUGUUUAUGUUUCACUUCCAACCGGAGCCGGAAAAUCCUUAUGCUAUCAACUUCCCGCAAUUGUUCACGGAGGUAUAAGUGUUGUUAUUUCUCCACUCAUUGCUCUUAUGAAAGAUCAAAUCAGUUCACUUCGAUCAAAAGGAAUUCCAUGUGAAACUUUGAAUUCAACUCUAACUGCAGCCGAAAAAUCCAAUAUUAUGCGCGAAUUGAACUGUGUUGCUCCAAAAAUACGAAUGCUUUAUAUCACAGCCGAAGGUGCGGCAACAGAUUCUAUGAAAAAAUUUUUAGCCGAUUUGAAUAAACGAGAAUUAUUGAGAUAUAUUAUUAUCGAUGAAGCACAUUGUGUAACUCAUUGGGGACACGAUUUUCGACCAGAUUAUUUAUCACUUGGAAAAUUACGUGAUAUUUGCCCCGGAGUUCCAUGGAUUGCUUUGACUGCGACUGCAAACACAAAAGCACAAGAUGAUAUUGUAUUUCAAUUAAAAAUGAGAAAUGUGGAAAGUUUCAAAGCUGGAACAUAUCGAGAUAAUUUAUAUUAUGAUGUUUGUAUGAGAGAUCAUUUGAGCACAGCUCCAGAAAAUCAUCUAGCCGCUUUUAUUACAAAAUGUUUGAGUGUUGUAGAUAAGAAAAAUGAUGACAAAGGAGGUAUUAAGGAUAAAAAUGUGCGAACACAGAAUAAAAAGGUUUGAUUUCAAAAAUAUUUUGUUUCACUAACCAAAAUUUGUAAUCUAGAUUUUGACCGGAAGUGCAAUUGUAUAUUGUCGCUCUCGAAACGAAUGCGAACAAAUGGCUCUAACUUUGAAUAAAGCUGGAAUAACUUGUUUGGCUUAUCAUGCAGGACUUGGGAAAAAAGAUCGAAAUGAUGUACAAGAUAAAUGGAUGUCAAAUGAGGUUGCUGUUGUAACUGCGACCGUCGCUUUUGGGAUGGGAAUUGAUAAACCAGAUGUUAGGUAACUCGAAGGGAAAAGUUUCAAAAAAAAUAAUGUCUAAAAAUUUGCAGACUUGUUGUUCAUUGGUCUCCAUCUCAAAAUUUAGCUGGAUAUUAUCAAGAAGCUGGUCGAGCGGGAAGAGAUGGAAAACGAAGUUAUUGUCGCAUUUAUUAUUCAAAUUCUGAUAAAAAUGCUCUGAAUUUCUUGGUAUCUGGAGAUUUGGCGAAACUUCGAGAAAAAGCGAAAAAGAAAAAUGGAACUGAAUCAGAAAAAGCUGAAUUGCAAAUAAAAGCUAUUCAAACAGGACUUGCAAAAAUGAUUGAGUAUUGUGAAUCAGCUCAAUGUCGACAUGUUUCUAUCGCCAAGUUUUUCGAUGAUUCAGAUUGUCGACCGUGUGAAACGAAUUGUGAUUAUUGUAGAAAUCCAAAGGAUACUGAGAAAAAGUUGCAAGAUUUUGAGGUAAAAAAGCAUUUUUGCCAAGAACAAUUAAAGAUAAUAAGAAGACAUCGAACAGUUUCUGAAAAUAAUUGGUCUUAUCGUUGCGAAAAUUCCAAUUGAUAAAGUUUAUGAUUUUUUGGGAGAAAAAAGAACUUCAAGAAGAAUUGUUCGGUUUUUGGACUGUGCUGAUGUAAAAAUAAUCUGAAAAUUGGAAAAAUAAUUGAAAAGAUGCGGGAUAAAACCAAGUAUCAAAUGAAAUAAUGACUCCAAAAUUAGCAAAGCCUAGAAAAAAGUUCCAAAUUUUUGAAUCCUUAUACUGAAAACAUUACCAUAAGUUUGAAAUUUCUCUCGAUUUUCACACGAUUUGUAAAAACUUCACACAGUUUCACUAUCUCAAAGGUCCUCUGUUAUUUCGAUUUUCAACAAAAUAACUACAAUGUUCCGCGUUUACACCUCCAAAAAUCGUGGAAAACUCGAUUUGUAAAGGUGUAUAUUCGGAGCAUCGUUAAGGAUAUGAUUUACCUUCACCUGGUUUUUUUAAAAAUUAAUUUAAAGUGUUUUUUUUUUCAGUGGGGCAAGGAUAAGAAGGCCAACGCUUAUAUGAAUCGCUGGAAAAAUAAUGAUGUUGAUACGGAUGAUUUGUAUGGCGGUGGCAAAUGGUGAGUCAUUUCAACAAAAAAAUAUCUCAAAAAUUUCAACAAAAAAAAAACGAUAUCAAAACAAAAACACUUUUCGAUUUGUCUAUGUUUUUUUCGGCCACAGAAUGCACUUUUUUCAUGAAAAAGGAAACAUCUGUUAGGUUUUUUCUAUUCAAGAAAACAGUUGUAUGAGUAUUCAUAACGUUUUUCAAAAUAAUUGUAACCAAAUUCAUUUUUUCCAGCUCUUUGGCAAAGGACGAAGAUAUGUGGAAAGAAUCAGCAAGUUCGAGUACUGUGAAAGAUCGAUGUGAAACUGAAGAAAGUCAAAGAUUGAGAUCAGUUUUGAAAAAUGAAUUCGCAAAAAGAAGAAGUAAUAAUUCCGAAGGAUUUGGUGGGCCGGUCAAACGAACAAAAGUUGAGGAAAAACCAGCUGAAGAUGUGUCUGUCAUUAAUUUUGAAUUGAAAACUAUUCCAAAUGUCACAUUAGAAGUGAGAACUUUCUUAUAAUAAUUAUCAUUUCAACAUAUAUAUAUUUAUAAUUUUUAGACUCGAGAAUCAUUAACUCGCCAAUUCAUCAAAGCACUUCAAAGAAAACUGGAUCACCAAGUCAUCUCAAGAUAUUACCGCAAAAAAUUGUGCUGAAAAACUUGAGUUUGCGUUGUAUGGUAGUUGUAAAACUGCAAUGACUUAUCGAAUGAAAUGCUCACAUAAGGUAAAUUUUAAGAAUUUCUAGAGGUUUUUAGAAGGACUAUAAAUAAGAUUCCGACUAGGUACGAUUUAUGGGAGAAAUUCUGAACCAGAACAUUUUUUUGAGAACAAAAAUAGACAAAAAAAGUGGUCCGAUUCAGAAUUCUUCUCAACAAAUCGAACCUUUUCCGAUUCCUCUGAUCAUUUUCCAAAUUUGCCAAACUUCUAUUUCCAGGUGGCUGAGAUCAAGAAAAAGACGAAAAACUUUGAAAUUUUCGAAUUUGAAAACACAGCCAUCGAACAAUCUGGAUUUUCCAAAGCCUCCAAUUUAAUCUAA
This is a messenger RNA of Caenorhabditis angaria, 3366 nucleotides long. Lineage: Eukaryota; Metazoa; Nematoda; Chromadorea; Rhabditida; Rhabditidae. The record is from the annotation of a GenBank genome assembly.